AUGGUUGAUGGAUCAAUAGUAUCAAAGGACAAUUACUUCCGUGGUCGGAUGGGCGGUUUAGGUAAAACAACUCUGAUCGCCAACAAUUUCAACAAGCAAGUUGUCAAGCAACAUUUCGAUUGUUGUGCCUGGAUAACUGUCUCACAACAAUAUGUUGUUACGGGUCUAUUAAAGUCCAUGAUCGAAGAGCUCUACGGCAAGAACGCUUUUGUUGGCAAGGAUGGACAAUGCCCUCCAUAUCUUGUACCUUCAGCAAGAAGGCUGAUUGCAAAAUGUGAAGGCUUGCCAUUAGCUAUUGUGGCUUUAGGAGGUUUAAUGGCUUCUAAGAACUCGAUUCCUGAAUGGAAUGAAGUUUAUAACAACUUAAAUUGGGAGCUAAGCGAAAACGAUACAUAUUUUGAGAGGCUCAAGAUUUGGUUGACUGAAGGCUUUGUUGAACCACGAAAAGGGACAAUUCCAGAAGUUGUUGCAGAGCGAUACCUAACCGAGUUGAUUGGCGGAGGCCUGAUUCAAGUCGUGAGGAGUGGAUCAGGGAGGCUUAAAAAAUUUAAGAUGCACGACAUUUUGCGAGAGUUAGCAGUUUCCAUAUCGAAAUCCAUAAAGUUUGUUAUCAAAUCUGAUGGGAUAGAAGUAGUAGAAGAUAAAGGAAUCCGUCGUUGGUCAAUUAAAGCAAAGGAGAAAGAGAUGAAGGCUGCAAGCAUGGCUACACUAUCUCGGGUUCGUUCAUUGCUUGUUUUUGCUGGUAUUGAAACCUCUAAAUCAUCAUUUAAUAAGCUGACUUCUGGUUUUAAAUUGAUGAGAGUGUUGUACUUGGAAGACACUCCAAUCAAUGAACUCCCAGAUGAAUUGGUUAAUUUAUUCAAUUUGAGAUAUCUUAACAAGAACUCAAGUGAAAGAGCUUCCGAAAUAUAUGGGCAAGCUUUACAACUUAGAGUUUUUAUUUCUGAAGGAGACUCGAAUCGAAGUGCUUCCUGCAGGAAUCGUCAAGCUGAGAAAUCUUCGAAGGCUGAGUGGAUGUCGUUUUAUGGGAUGUGCUCAGUUGCUUACCAUAUGGAUCAGAAGUCGUUUUUGGAAAAAGAAAAGGUCAACUACAAUCACUUUUUGAAAGAUUUUUCUCCCAUUGCUGAGUACCUUACAAAGGAAUGGCUUGAAGCAUCACAAAAGGAUCAAUGGAUUGAAUUCUUCAGGAAUUACAGGGUCAUAAUAUAA
Molecule: messenger RNA, 1209 nt
Organism: Hibiscus syriacus
Lineage: Eukaryota; Viridiplantae; Streptophyta; Magnoliopsida; Malvales; Malvaceae
Product: disease resistance protein RPM1-like
Exons: 4
Coding region: 1-1209 (402 amino acids)
Biological process (GO): defense response to other organism
Molecular function (GO): ADP binding
Source: RefSeq, a predicted model, not a curated record